Trichoderma gamsii is the source of this 1023-nucleotide messenger RNA. RefSeq lists its product as hypothetical. Lineage: Eukaryota; Fungi; Ascomycota; Sordariomycetes; Hypocreales; Hypocreaceae. The coding region runs from base 1 to 1023 and encodes 340 amino acids. The record is from RefSeq and is a predicted model, not a curated record. The transcript is spliced from 2 exons.
AUGGCGGUCUAUUGCUUCAGCUUGUUUGCAUGCUUAGCUGUGCUGUCAUUGGUGGCUGCUGAAGCACUUCCUCUUAACUCUAUUCCGGCCAUGUGCGUCGCCAUCUGCGGACCAAUCGUCGAGCUGAGUUCGAUGUGCAGUCCAAAAAGAUCUUUGGGGAGUCUCGAAAGUGGUAUGAAUAGAGAAGCGCAUUAUCCGAAGCGAGCCGAGCACCUCGAUGGCAGGCGAAUCGAGAAGCAUUUGACAGUCAUUGUCGCAGCGCCUACGUCGUUGCCUUCGGGACUAUUAGGACUAUUGCAUAGUCUAUUUCCACCAGAGCCAUCAGCUUCGCCGGUACCGCCAGCUCCAUGGCCAGAAUCAUCAUUGUCAUCGUCACCGAUUCUACCCUCGGAGCCUCUAGCAUCUACGCCGCCGCUACCAAACAACUAUCUUACUAUGCGGCCGUCGGUCCAACCUCUCCCAACCACAUCAAGUAAUCCUCUCUCUACGGACACUACAGUACCACGUCCAGCCCCUACGCCAACUGUAACAUCGAAUUCUCGGCCACCUAUGUCGACCGCUUCCAUCAAGAAAGGGAUGAAAACUCCCGACCUGGCUACCAUUUCAACAGCCACCGCUAGCCAACCCCAACCAAUGAUGCCGACUGUUCUGGGAUUAGAUGGAGAUACGGGGGGUGAAACAAGCGGAUGGGGAAUGACGGAGAACGCAGAAGAGCAGUGCGUAUGCUCCAACGAGAGCUUUAAUGUGGCAGAGAUUACUGGGCUAUGUGCGAGCUGCAUAAAUAUGAUUGCCAAUUCGCAAAAUGAUGUAGAGGUUAUCAUGUCGGUCUGCGGCUUUCCACCGCAGCAAUACAGCCCAGAGAAAGACAGCUUGGCGAGCAGCAUCAACGUCCAGGCCACUAGGCCGACGGCAAGUACUGGAAGUGCCAAAUUGAAUGAAGCAUCUCGGUCAGUUUGGGGUGCGAACGUUGGACUGGCUGCUGGCACUGCGGCUUUCGUGAUUGGUGUGUUAACGAUACUAUGA